Messenger RNA from Suillus discolor, 1352 nucleotides. Its product is annotated as kinase-like domain-containing protein. Bases 89 to 1201 code for a protein of 370 amino acids. Gene Ontology annotation, molecular function: protein kinase activity; ATP binding. Lineage: Eukaryota; Fungi; Basidiomycota; Agaricomycetes; Boletales; Suillaceae. Gene Ontology annotation, biological process: protein phosphorylation. The transcript is spliced from 8 exons. The record is from RefSeq and is a predicted model, not a curated record.
CCGGCACCGGUAUCUCAGGCUGAAACUUACAGGUCAACGUGCCAACCAUAGUGAUCUACCAGAUCUAGGGCCUGUUUUCUUGUAUAAAAUGUGGUAUGAUGACUUGUGUUGUGCUAUACUUAUUCUCUUCCUGCCUUACUGCUGCUUCCUGAUGUCGGAACAGACAGCCGAGUCACCAGUUAGCCCAACUCGUGGCUGGUUCACAAAUUCAUUUUUGGAAGCAGUCCUCCGUAUUCUGCCCUCCUUGAAGCCACCUGUGAACGGCCGUUUAUCUGAGUCCGAUCCAGUUGUCCCAGAUCAACCUUGGAUCGACAUGGUGCAUCACAUAGCGGCAUUACAGCGAGUCACAAGCCAUGAAGCUAGUGAACCAAUAAACCUUCACCCAAUAGAUGGCCUUCCUGAUCUCAGUGGACAGAUCAGGGACAAGGGUGCCUUCCCUGACAGCAUUGGCGGAUUCAGCGAUGUAUGGAAAUGCACAUGGAUUGGGAAGAAUAUGAAUAUAAAGGUUGCCGUGAAAACAAUCAGAGUUCAGCCUGAUGUUAAAGAUAGAGAGAAGAAGAGUAGGCGAUUGUGCAAGGAGGCAAAGAUAUGGGCUACCCUGGAAGAUGCACACAUUUUGCCGCUCAUCGGACUUACAUGGGGGUUUGGUCCUCUUCCAGCCCUAGUUUGUCCAUGGGUUGAGAACGGUUCACUGCAAUCUUAUCUGGAAUUGAAGAAUAGGGAUCUCUCCUUGGAGUGGAGAUUCCACAUCCUCCUAGGAUUGGUAUCAGCAGUCUCGUACUCUCGAACAAGUACCCGGCGUCUUUUUAUUUACGGACUUCUAGUUCAUUCGAAGGACGUCGUACAUGGUGACAUCACAGGAUCGAACAUACUGAUUAACGGACGAGGAGAGCCACUUUUAUCAGACUUUGGCCUCUCCUCCCUGGACGUGGAGCUCACGGGAAAUUCAUACUUCACAUCCUGCAAGCCAGGGAAUGUACGAUGGGCUGCGCCAGAAUUGUUGAUUCCCCUGCAAAACGGAUCUCCGUGCCGUGCGUGUGUAAAGAGCGAUAUUUACUCUGUGGGCUGCGUGAUGCUGCAGGUACUUUCUGGCCGCGUGCCCUACGAUAUUUGGACCGAUUUUAUGGUCAUCAACGAGAAGUUCAACGGCAAGGAACCUCUACGAAUUCUCGAACCUCCCAUUGAUGACCGUCAUUGGUAAUUCAUGAGACGCUGCUGGCGUAAGAAGCAAGAAAGAUCUGUAACGGUCAAGGAUAUAGCCGACUUCGCUAGAAGGGAACUGGAUGAUUCACGGAAGUUUGGGAGGCUAUAACUUGAAGUGGUUGCCUAGUACAUACUGAGUAUUCUUUACU